GCCACGGUCAAGGCCCGCGCGCGCGCAGGCUGGCUCACUCCGCCACCGGCCGCGGGGAUGUCGACACGCUGCCCUUGAACACUAAGGGAGUUUUGAAAAAGAGAGACAAAAUGGGGAGCUUCAAAAAAGUUACUCUAGCCAUAAUUUUACUAGCCAUCCUUAUCCAUAAUGGCAAGUGCGAAGACGACGAAGAUGUUGUGACGAUCGAAGAAUUUGACGGCGACUGGAGAAAGACUGAAUUAGAUUCUGUCAAUAACAUCAAUCUACCAAAGGGACGGAUACUUUGGCCUUACCCUGUCGAUGAUGCAGCUGCAAAAGACGAAAACCUCGAUAGUGUUAAAAGUGAUAACCAAGAUUCAAAUAUAAAAGUAGAGAAUGAUGAAGAGCAACUUCUAAAGGAAAAGGGGAGAAAGGGCCGCUUUCUGCUGUGGUCAUAUCCCCAAAGCCCAAUAGUGAACAUGAUGAUGCAAACUGUAGCAGUGAACUACUCCCCACAGAACGCCAAUGACCCGUUCGACUUCCUUCGAGACAGCUACCCGUUGCCUAAAGGUUAUACGAGUCCUUUAGACGAGUACGACUACGUUAUUGUGGGGGCGGGUUCAGCUGGGUCUGUGUUGGCGUCUCGGCUCACUGAAGACAAGCCUAAGGCGAUGGUGCUGGUCAUUGAGGCUGGAAAACCUGAGAUGCUGCUGUCAGACGUACCAGCUUUAGCCCAUUACUUGCAGCUGACGGACUACGCUUGGCCGUAUACUAUGGAACACCAACCGGGCGUGUGCUUGGGGAGUGAGGAGCAGAGGUGCUUCUGGCCUCGAGGCAAGGCAGUAGGAGGCACGUCAGUCACAAACUUUAUGCUGUACACCCGGGGUCGCUCGCAGGAUUGGGAUCGUAUCGCCGCCGAUGGAAACUAUGGCUGGUCUCACGAAGAAGUUCUGCAAUAUUACAAGAAGUCUGAACGUUCCGAGCUAAAAAAAUACAAAGAUGCCUCCUAUCGCGGGCGUCACGGCGAGCUAACUGUCGAGAACGUUCCGUUUAAGACUGGACUUAUUGAAGCAUUCCUGCAAGCCGGCCGUGACUUUGGACAUCCAACUGUGGAUUACAACGCACCAGAUCAAUUUGGAUUUGGCUAUAUUCAAACAACAACCAACAAAGGUCAUAGACAAAGUGCAGCGAAAGCAUUCUUACAUCCCCAUAAAAGAAGAAAGAAUCUACACAUUCUGCCAGAAGCUAGAGCUACAAAAGUGAUUAUUGACUCUCAAUCUAAAAGAGCAUACGCAAUUGAAUACAUUAAAAAUGGCAAAAAAUUUACAGUCCGAUGCAGACGAGAAGUCAUUCUUUCUGCAGGACCAAUAGCAUCGCCUCAGCUGCUCAUGUUGUCAGGAGUAGGACCUAAAGAACAUUUGCAAACUCUUGGCAUUCCAGUUAUUGCCGAUGUUCAAGUUGGAAAAACUCUUUAUGACCACGUUGCCUUCCCUGGAGUAAUCUUCAAAUUAAAUUCCACAAACGCCAGUCUGUUAGAGCCUAAAGUUGCUACAUUACCAAAUCUGAUGCAAUGGCUACAGUUCGGUGACGGACUUCUCACUACGCCUGGUUCUGUUGAAGGUAUCGGUUAUAUCAAGACAUCGCAAUCUGAAGAUCCAGAGUUGGUUCCUGACGUAGAACUGAUAAGCAUGGGUGCAUCAAUAACACUUGACGCUGGUGGUUUAUUCAGAAAAAGCUGGAAAAUAUCAGACAAAACUUAUUAUACUGCAUUUGGAUCACUUAGUGGACUUGAUACAUGGUCAGCAGUGCCCAUGCUUUUACAACCUAAAUCAAAAGGCUAUAUGGAACUGCGAGACACAAAUCCGUUUUCACAUCCUAAAUUAUAUGGAAAUUAUUUUACUGAUCCUAAAGACAUGGCGACCCUAAUAGAAGCUGUCAAAUAUGUUAUAAAAUUGGGACAGUCACCAGCUUUUAGUAAGUAUGCACCACAAUUGCAUUUGGCAGAAUAUCCGACGUGUAGAACACAUGCACCGAAUACUGAUGCAUACUGGGAAUGUGCAAUUAGAACUUUGACUGUCUCACUUCAUCAUCAGAUCGCUACUUGUAGGAUGGGUCCUCCCAAUGACCCUUACGCUGUGGUGGAUCCAGAAUUGCGCGUUUAUGGAGUCGAAGGAUUAAGAGUGGUAGAUUCUAGUGUAAUUCCGAGACCAAUUUGUGCUCACACGAAUGUUCCUGCAAUUAUGAUCGGAGAAAAAGCAGCAGAUAUGAUUAAGAAAACUUGGUCGAAUGUAGUAGCGUAAUUCAUUUUAGGUAAUAAGUAAAUUAAAGACUGCCAUCAUAA
This is a messenger RNA of Ostrinia nubilalis (European corn borer), 2320 nucleotides long. RefSeq names its product glucose dehydrogenase [FAD, quinone]-like. The record is from RefSeq and is a predicted model, not a curated record. Bases 111 to 2279 code for a protein of 722 amino acids. The transcript has 6 exons. Lineage: Eukaryota; Metazoa; Arthropoda; Insecta; Lepidoptera; Crambidae. Gene Ontology annotation, molecular function: flavin adenine dinucleotide binding; oxidoreductase activity, acting on CH-OH group of donors.